UUCCCCAUUCCUCGUCCGCCCUCCCUCAUUCUUGCCGGUGAAUGUGUCGGAGUUGUCGAGUUUAGCGCCGGACUAAGCUAACGAAGAAGAAGAAGAAGAAGAAGAAGAAGAAGAAGAAGAAGAAGGCGACAUGGCUUCCCGGCGUCAGCAGGCCCCUGUCUUGCAUCGACAGAGAGUUGUUGGGGUAGUUCCACCGGCCGCGGGCAAGCCAAAAAUUGUCACUGCAGCCGAUGCAAAGAACCGCAGGGCGCUCGGAGAUAUCGGCAAUCUGGUCAAUCCCCGCGUUCCCGAAGGGAAACAGCAACCCCAAAUCAAUCGCCCAAUCACAAGAAGCUUUGGUGCUCAACUUCUGGCAAAUGCAAAAGCCGCCGCUGCCGAUGCUAACAAGAUCCCUGUGGUCGUUGCAUCAGAUGGGGCAGUCGACAAACGUGCAGUAGCAAAACCGCCUCUCAACAAGGUCCCAAGUAAACCUGAAGAGAAGAACAGUAAGAAGGAUAAGGUUGUUGCAGAGGUCCCAAGUAAACCUGAAGAGAAGAACAGUAAGAAGGAUAAGGUUGCUGCAGAGGUCCCAAGUAAACCUGAACAGAAGAACGCUAAGAAGGAAAAGAUUGUAGCAAAGACUGACCUUGAUAAGAUAGUAGUGACAGCUAUUGAUGUCGAAACACACCGAGCAUCGUCUUCUCACAAAAGGUCUUCCAGGAAAAAGGUUAAUGCAUAUUCUUCCGUACUCACUGCUCGAAGCAAGAUUGCUUGUGGAAUCUCAUGCAAGCCGAAGGAUUUGGUAGACGAGAUUGAUGUAGCAGAUGCUGGUGACCAAUUGGCUGUUGUUGAUUACGUCGAGGAUAUCUACAAGUUCUACAAAUCUAAUGAGCACGCAAGCAGACCCCAUGACUACAUGAACUCCCAGGUGGAGAUCAACGCGAAGAUGAGAGCCAUUCUUGCUGACUGGUUGAUCGAAGUGAACCAUAGGUUUCAGCUGACCCCUGAGACGCUCUACUUAACAUUCAACAUAGUCGAUCGGUACCUUUCGACUGAAACCGCUCUGCGUAAAGAAUUUCAGCUAAUUGGUGUAUCUGCCAUGCUCAUUUCCAGCAAGUAUGAGGAAAUUUGGGCGCCAGAGGUCAACGACUUCAUUUGCAUAGCGGACAGGGCAUACACCCGAGAGCAAAUCCUUGGCAUGGAGAAGAGGAUUCUGAACAAGCUCGAAUGGAACUUGACUGUCCCAACUCUGUACGUGUUCCUCGUGAGGUUUAUUAAGGCUGCAAGUUGUGAUAAGGAGAUGGAACACAUGGUGUACUUCUUUGCGGAAUUGGCUUUAAUGAACUACUCCAUGAUCAUGUUUUGCCCGUCGAUGGUCGCCGCUUCUGCGGUGUACGCUGCACAAUGCACGCUCAACAAGAAACCUCUUUGGAACGAGAGAUUGAAGAGGCACACUGGGUUUUCUGAGCACCAGCUAUUGGACUGCGCGGAGAUGCUGGUGAACUCCCACGCUGGCGCUCGUGAGAGCAAACUGAGAGCUGCCUACAAGAAGUAUUCAGGGGAGCAAUUUAGUGGUGUGGCGUUGCGUUCUCCGGCAACGAAAAUGGUAGAGGAGUUGAAGACCACCAGAAUAUGAUGCUGGUUGAAGUUGCAGAGAAAUGCUAGACGUGUUUUGUUUCAUGUUCUUAAUGAAAGAUUUCUCGGUCCGUGCUCCUUUUCCUUGGAGCAAUUAGGAAGAAGAAGAAGAAGAAGCAACAUGAACCUUUUGGCAAUUUUAUCGAUACCUCAAUGUGUAAAUAAUUGCUGGGUGAUUGAAAUUAUGAUUUAAGAGUA
Zingiber officinale is the source of this 1812-nucleotide messenger RNA. Its product is annotated as G2/mitotic-specific cyclin S13-7-like. Bases 131 to 1615 code for a protein of 494 amino acids. The transcript has 8 exons. The record is from RefSeq and is a predicted model, not a curated record. Gene Ontology annotation, biological process: regulation of cyclin-dependent protein serine/threonine kinase activity; mitotic cell cycle phase transition. Gene Ontology annotation, molecular function: cyclin-dependent protein serine/threonine kinase regulator activity. NCBI's taxonomy places the organism in Eukaryota, Viridiplantae, Streptophyta, Magnoliopsida, Zingiberales, Zingiberaceae. Gene Ontology annotation, cellular component: cytoplasm; cyclin-dependent protein kinase holoenzyme complex; nucleus.